Molecule: messenger RNA, 396 nt
Organism: Gloeophyllum trabeum ATCC 11539
Lineage: Eukaryota; Fungi; Basidiomycota; Agaricomycetes; Gloeophyllales; Gloeophyllaceae
Exons: 1
Source: RefSeq, a predicted model, not a curated record
GCAUUCAAUUUGGCAGCCCCUAGGCUCCAUGCUUACUAUUCCACGGUGCUUGAUGGUAUCUGUUCAAAGUUCUCAAAGCUGGAGCGCUUCCGGCGGCGGUCCGUGUUCUCGUGCUGUUGUUUUAACUUAGGGCCUCGCGUUCGAGCGUUUAUCCACACGGACCAUUUGAACGCGCCCUUUGUCUGGUGUGCAAUUACUGCACUUGGGCACUCUCCAGGGUCCUCUGUCUUUAUCUUCUCGGCACUGGUGCGACAUUCCAACAUUUCUGUCUCACUCAACGAAACCUGGUUCGCAAUAGUGCAGUGGAUGCCUGGUGCGAUGUGCAGGUGGUUUCGAGAGGAACAUGGGAAAAACGAUAUGGAUGCUGCUAAUCAGGCGCGAUGGAGGGAAGGCUAG